Mus caroli (Ryukyu mouse) is the source of this 3076-nucleotide messenger RNA. The record is from RefSeq and is a predicted model, not a curated record. NCBI's taxonomy places the organism in Eukaryota, Metazoa, Chordata, Mammalia, Rodentia, Muridae.
GCCUGAGGGCUGGUGGGCUGAGGGUGGAGCGCCUGGCAUGUGGGGCCAGCGGCUCUUUGCUGGGACGGCUGUGGCGCAAAGUGUAAGUUUUCCAGGACUUGUCCAAAUGGAUGAAGAUACACAUUACAAUAAAGUUGAAGAUGUUGUUGGAAGUCAUGUAGAAGAUGCAGUAACAUUUUGGGCUCAGAAUGUCAGUAAAAAUAAGGAUAUUAUGAAGAUUGGUUGUUCACUAUCAGAAGUUUGUCCUCUUGCUAAUUCAGUUUUUGGGAAUCUUGAUCCUAAGAAGAUUUACGGUGGAUUGUUUUCUGAAGAUAAGUGCUGGUACAGAUGCAAAGUGCUAAAAACUAUCAGCGAUGAUAAGUGUCUGGUGAGGUACAUUGACUAUGGAAAUACUGAAAUUCUAAAUCGAUCUGAUAUAGUAGAAAUUCCUCCAGAGCUACAAUUUUCUAGUAUUGCCAAGAAAUAUAGACUUUGGGGACUACAGAUUCCUUCUGGCCAAGAAGUUACCCAGUUUGAUCAGGGUAGAACAUUUUUGGGGAGUUUGAUUUUUGAAAAAGAAAUUAAAAUGAGAAUUAAAGCAACAUAUCAAGAUGGAACAGUUAUUGCUCAGGCUGAGUAUGGCACUGUCGAUAUAGGGGAAGAAGUGGCAAAGAAAGGAUUUGCAGAAAAGUGCAGACUGACCUCAGGCAUUGAUGCCUGUGAGGCAAAGAAACCUGAUCCUAAUCAGCUUGCUCUCAGGAGUCUCAAGAACCCUAUCCCCCUGUGGGGGCGCAGAUCAAACCAGUCAACCUUCAGCAGGCCAAAGGGGCAUUUUAACGGGAGGCUGACUCUUGAUGUGAAGUAUGAGACUAGUGCAGGAAAUCACGUGACAUUUCCAAAGGAAAGUUUGGCUGCUGGUGACUUUAAUUUAGGGUCUAAUGUCAGCUUGGCAAAAAUUAAACAGGACCAGAAACUUAUUGAAGAGAAUUAAAAGCUCAAAACAGAGAAAGAGGUUCUUCUAGAAAAUUACAAAGCAUUAGAAUUAAAAGUUGAACAGACUGCCCAGGAGCUGCAGCAAGAGAAAACAGCUACCAUGGAUCUGACUAAGCAUUUAGAAAGCACUCUGAAGACGUGUGUAGGAACGAGGCUGAAGAAUUUGGCAGCUAAAGUAGAACUAUUGAAAGAAAUUAGGCAUAUUAACAUCAGUAUUCGCUUUGGAAAUGACCUUUCAGAUGCUAUGCAAGUGUUGGAUGAAGGGUCCUUUACUACUCUAGCAUCUUUGAAUGAGUUAGAGAAAAUUUGGGCUGAAUAUAAUGUUGCUCAGGAGAAGAUCCAAACUUGUCUUAAUGAGAAUGAAGGUAAUAUUUUGAUUGCUGAAAGAAAUGAAGUACAACAGAAGCUGUUCGUGGCUGUAGAUGUUUUUAUUCUGGAAGUAGAUGACUUACCACUUGAUAAACGCUUAAAAACAUUGCAGGACUUAGCAACUUCUUUAGAAUCAGUGUAUGGAAAGGCCAAAGAAGGAACUAAUAACUCUGAAGAAACACUUAGAAAGUUUUAUGACUGGCAGUGUANCAAAAGAGAAGAGUUCGCCAGUAUUAAGAGUGAAACAGAGGCAUCUCUGCAGCAUCUUGUGGCAUGGUUCCAAAGCAGCCAGAAGGUUUUUGAUCUGUCCUUGGAUGAACCAUUGACUUCAGAAGACCUGAUUGGUAAUAUUGACGAAAUUCUAGAGAAGACUGAGUCAUGUGUCUGCAAAGAGCUAGAGCUGUCUUUUAAAAAGCAGAUGAUUGACUGUUUAAAUAAGAGCCCCAAUGUGGAUUACUUGCUUUCCAUUAAGAAGACAUUGAAAGGCUUGAAAGCACAACUGAGAUGGAAAUUGGUUGAGAAGAGUAAUUUGGAAGAAUCUGAUGACCAUGAUGGAACUGAAAUUGAGAAAAUAAAGCAAGAAAUAACUCAAUUNCGCAAUAGUGUUUUUCAGGAAAUUUAUCAUGAGAGGGAGGAAUAUGAGAAGCUGAAUAGCUUGACCCAGAAAUGGUUCCCUGAGCUGCCUCUGCUGUAUCCUGAAAUAGGAUUGCUUAAAUAUAUGAAUUCUGGUGGUCUUCUUACUAUGAGCUUAGAGCNGGACCUUCUUGACACUGAGCCCAUGAAGGAACUUAGCAGCAAGCGUCCUCUGGUGUGCUCCGAGGUUAAUGGGCAGCCAGUCCUCUUAAAGGGCUAUUCCGUGGAUGUUGACACAGAAGGCAGGGUGAUUCAGAGAGCAGCCUCUUAUCAUAGAGCUUGUGGAUAUGCUAAAGAAGAGUCUGGCUUACUGCCAUUAAUAUUCCUGUUUUUGUGUAAGUCUGAUCCUGUUGCCUAUCUGAUGGUCCCAUAUUAUCCUAAGGCAAACCUGAGUGCAGUUCAGGCCAGUAUGCCUUUAACUUCAGAAGAAGCUUUAAAAGUCAUGAAAGGUGUUGCCCNAGGACUGCAUACAUUGCAUAGUGCUAACAUAAUUCAUGGAUCACUUCAUCAGAACAAUGUAUUUGCCUUAAAUCGUGAACAAGGGAUUGUUGGAGAUUAUGACUUCACCAAAUCUGAGAGCCAGCGAGCUUCAGUCAACGCGAUGGUUGGUGGAUUGAGUUUGCUUUCACCUGAAUUGAAAACUGGAAAACCUCCUUCUGCAAGUUCAGACUUAUAUGCUUAUGGUUGCCUUUUCUUAUGGCUUUCUGUUCAAAAUCAAGAGUUUGAGACAAAUGAAGAUGGAAUUCCAAAAGUAGAUCAGUUUCAUUUGGAUGAUAAUGUCAAGUCCCUCCUUUGUAGCUUGAUAUAUUUUAGAAGUUCAAUGACUGCUGAGCAGGUUUUGAAUGCUGAAUGUUUCUUGCUUCCAAAGGGGAAAUCAAUUCCAAUCCCAGAAAAAGAGAUUGAAUGUACUCAGCAUAGCAGAGAAGAUGAAUCAAAGAUGGAGAGUCUGGAUAGAUAUAGCGAAAAGACAAGAAAUGGUGAAGCCAACCCUUGACUAACAAAUUAGUCCUUUAUUGUUGCUGUAUAUGUCCCUUUUAAAAACUUUGUUCUGUUUGCUUAGUAGACAAAAAUGUUCUGGAACUAGUUGGAUUGCAUCUUUGGA